AGGCUGCGCAUGUGCCGGGAGGUUCGCGAUGAAGGGGCUGAGCGGUUAGAGGCAGUGGAGACAGAAGACAACAUUUCUCCAACUGAGGCCCCUUGAUCUUCAAAGAUGGCGAAUGGUAUCACCGACACAGGGGAGCUCUACUCUCCUUAUGUCGGUCUGGUUUACAUGUUCAACCUUAUCGUUGGGACGGGAGCCCUCACCAUGCCCAAGGCCUUUGCGACUGCCGGCUGGCUCGUCAGCCUCAUUCUCUUAAUGUUCCUGGGCUUCAUGAGCUAUAUGACCACAACCUUUGUGGUGGAGGCCAUGGCUGCUGCAAAUGCCCAGCUCCAUUGGAAGAGAAUGGAGAAGUGCAAGGAAGACGACGAGGAUGAGGAUUCUUCCUCUGGGGUUUCGGAUAAUGACGUUCUCCUCCAAGAUGGCUACGAACGAUCAGAGACGCGGCCUAUCCUGUCAGUUCAGAGACGUGGCUCACCCAACAUCUUUGAAAUCGUGGAGAGGGUGGAAAUGGGCCAGAUGGCCUCCAUGUUCUUCAAUAAAGUUGGUGUGAACUUGUUCUACUUCUGUAUCAUUAUCUACCUCUACGGGGACCUGGCAAUCUAUGCAGCAGCCGUACCUGUCUCUCUCAUGCAGGUGACCUGUAGCGUGACUGGCAACCACUCCUGCAGCGUUGGAGAUGGCACAAAGUAUAACGAUACGGACAAAUGCUGGGGCCCCAUCAGGCGGAUCGAUGCUUACCGACUCUAUCUGGCAGCAUUUACUCUCCUGCUGGGUCCUUUCACCUUCUUUAAUGUGCAGAAGACCAAGUAUCUUCAAAUCAUGACGUCCUUGAUGAGGUGGAUAGCAUUCAUCAUCAUGAUUAUUCUGGCCCUAAUCCGCAUCGGCAAGGGCCAGGCAGAAGGUCACCCAUCUAUGGCAAACCUCUCGGGGAUCCAAAAUCUCUUUGGGGUGUGUGUCUACUCCUUCAUGUGUCAGCACUCUUUGCCAUCGCUCAUCACUCCAAUCUCCAAGAAGAAGCAUGUGAACAAGCUUGUGCUGCUCGAUUACGUCUUAAUUCUGGGUUUCUACAGCCUCCUGUCCUUCACCGCCAUCUACUGCUUCCGCAAUGAGACCCUUAUGGACAUGUACACGCUCAACUUCACCAACUGUGACAUCAUCAACAUUGCCUUCAUUCGCUACUUCCUGGGUCUUUUCCCUGUCUUCACCAUUAGCACCAACUUCCCAAUCAUCGCUGUGACUCUGCGGAACAACUGGAAGACCCUCUUCCACCGGGAAGGUGGGACAUAUCCAUGGGUGGUAGACAGGAUUGUCUUUCCGGCAAUCACUCUGAUUCCCCCUGUGGUGGUGGCCUUCUUCACCCAUGACUUGGAGUCCUUGGUGGGUAUCACUGGGGCUUAUGCUGGCAAUGGGAUCCAGUACAUCAUUCCAGCUUUCUUGGCAUACUGUAGUCGAAAGGAUACUCAGUUGGUCUUUGGUAGUGGUACGGUAAACAAGCAUCUGUCCCCUUUCCGGCACACCUGCUGGAUCGGGUUUGUGCUGGUCUGGGGUUUUUCUUGUUUAGUGUUUGUGACUGCAAAUAUCAUCCUGAGCGAGCCAAAACUCUGAUGGGGCAGUUGCACUCUCCUCCCUGGGAUCCAAGAUUUCAACUCUCACUGUAAGACUCAGGUUAGUGUAGGGGAGGACAGAAAACCAAGUCUUUCUAAGCAAUCACCUUGUCAAUGCAGGUUUGAUGAGGACACGAGGAUUUCCUUUACACCGUUACCGUCACAGGUGACUUGCUCAACUCCUUUCAGUUCUGAUCUGCAGACUCGUUAUAUGAAGCCAUGGGCCUGCGCUCUUGGAAGGCUGCAUGGUAAAAGAGCGUCUGACCAUUUCUGCCUUGAGCUCUGGUACAGAGCAUCUUCUUCUCCGUCCAGGAGUAGCCCCCUUAGUGCUGUGGACUUCAACAGGAGGCUGUUCCUCCUUCACCCACUCCUCCUGAGAGCAGAGUGAGUCUCUCUGCCAGAAGUGGGGAACCAGGAUAGCUGCUAACAGAAUCUGAUGGCAGGCCCACUGUGUUAGCAGAGUCCCCCUCCAUCCCACUGAAGUUGCAAACUUUUGCCUACACUAACAGCUAUCUUAGUGUCGAGGUGGGGAGUAAGGAUGGGGAGAGGAUAGAGGAAGGAGCAGUGGUCGUCUUGGAUGUGACGACUAGGCUGGUUACCAAUUUGUUCUCCAUUUGUUACUCCCUUGGCCUUUUUAUUUGUCCUGUGCUCUAUGGGAUGCACGCGUAGACUCAAUGGGUCUGGGUUAGUUUUUAUCUGUUAUUAAUGUUCACUACUAGCGGUUUUCUGGUUGUCUUCUAACACUCCCUUUGGAGGCCAAACUAGCUGCUUAAGGCUCUGACUCCCAGCUUCUUUCCCCCUUCAUUACUACCCCUCAGCUACCCACAGUGGAUGCCAGCGCACUAAUUGGGCAGGCCCUGCUCGUGCUGGAUAACCAUAUUCCUCAGCAGAGGAGUUAAAGUGGGAAGCCUGUCUUUCCCCAGCUCUUUGGCACUGCUAAGUGGCCUCAGCUGCCAGAGCAGACCUGCUUUUCACAAGAACACUGGUGCAAUAGGGCAGACCCCAUCUACAACGGUCGGGAUCCCUGUAUGCUGGAAGGUGCUAAUUACCCCUUCGUGCUGCGCAUUAGACCUGCAAGAGCUCUUGCUGUGCAUCCUGCCGCAUUUCCAGUCUCCAGCGCUGGGUAAUUAGGCUCAAAAGGAGCUGGGUGUUAAUUCAAGAGGAGAAAGCUGGUGCUAAGUGGAGAAUGCAACAUUGUGCUGUUUACUGUGCCUGUUUCAUUGCUGAGAGAGAGCUUGCUGGUAUUAGGGAGGGGAGAGAGGGUAAGAUGGACUAGGUGUCCCAAAAGCCAUCAUCCUACUUUUAAAGCUGUCCCUGUGCUUCAGGUUAAGAGUGUUUCUUGUCGCUGCUUUUGAGACAGGGUUUGAAUUAUUCACCCUCCAAAAACUCAGCACAGACGUCUCCAAGAUCGGAGGCUGAUGAAUGUUUCGGUGCCUGCUGGUGAGCUGCCUGUUUUAUUGGACAGUGUGGCUUGCCCUCUUGAUCUGAGGCUGCUGCUGGCCUCUAACACUACAAAGUGACUUACAGUUUUGACUGCAGCAGUCUGAGGAUCUUGGUUAAAGGUCAUAAAAGCUUUAAUAACAGAAGGAAGAACUAUCACUGUUGAAACAUUUUUAACCUGAAAUAUUUUAAAGCCCCCUUCCUCCACCCCAUGGUCUUAAACCAAGUUGAAAGCUGGCUGCCAAGCUUGGGUAAUACCUAUGCUUGCCCCCUGUACUGCUGCUAUAUUAAAUGUCACUUCUCACCAAGUGAGCUCUGAAAUGCAGGCUCUUCUUAAUCAAGUGUUGUUUUUCAAGUACAAUUUCCUAGCUUCCGCAUACCCUGAAACACUUCCUGCCAUGGGAAUAUUCAAGUGGUUGGGGCUGCAGAAAAGCACUGGUUUUUUUUUGGUUUUUUUUUUUUCCUUCAGCAAAAAAUAAAAAUAUCCUUCAGCCCUGAGACAUGAAGAUGUCCUUGGUGCAGUACAUAAAGCAGGAUCUGCUGAUGGGGCAAGGGGAGUCUGUGGCAAUCCAAUAAACCUGACUGUCCCUUACCUCCAGAUGGCUCAUAAACUUAGUUUGGCAGCCCUUACUGGCACAUUGGGUAGGUACCUGGGUGGCUUUGACUGCUACAAAAAAAGCUGCUGUGGCUCCUUCAGGGCCAGGUUACUGAGUGGUUGGAGAGAGGGUAUUAUUGAGGUCAGAGUCCUAUUCUGGGUUAAGAGAGUGAAAGCCCAUACGCCAGCUUGGAGGUCAAAGGCACCUGCUCAGUUUGCUUGUUCUUGUGGCUUGUACAAAGUCUGAAAGGCAGGGAUGGGAUGGAUCACAGGCACUGUUGUAGGCCAGGCUGGGCCAUCCUGUUCUCAUAUGCUCAGGGCUGGCCAAGGAAGUGAUAGCUUUUGUAUAUGGCUAGUGACCAAAAUGAUCCCAUGAAAUAAGUAAAAGCACCAGGUGGCACGAGGCCCCUCUUAGUGUGGGCACAGCUGGCCUCUCUCGCACUCCAAGGCCAUCUCCAUGAGCCUGUUCCUUGAGUCAACAAGCUGAGUCUCUUGCAUUGUAUCUUGCUGACAGCACCAGGACACACUGCAUCCUCAAGUGUCUGAGCAAAUGGAUAAACUUCAUUCUUUCCUCUGCUUCCAGCACUGUCAAAUACUCAGAGACUCUCUUUCCACCCCCCUACACGCACAGUCUUUGGCCUGGACAACUGCCAGAAACCCAUCUCUCUCGAGAGCUUUCCACGGUACAGGAGCAAACUUCGAGACCAGUGUGUCGGGCAGAAGCUGUUUGCGUACAGCAGGAUGAGCAGGCAACAUAACCUGUCUCUGAUCUCCUGGCAAGCUCCGUCUAGGACUCUAGUGACCCCCUGACUGCCAAGUUCGACCUUUUUAGUCUGAACGGGUUUGACUGUACAUGGCAAAGCACAAAAGCAUGUACACCCUCUUUGUACUGGAAACCAGUAGGUCACAUUGGACUGGGACCGAAACAGCUUGCUUCUCUUCCACUAACCUCACCCUGCGUGGCCAUGUGGGAUUCCACAGCUGGCCGCCUGCUGAAAGGGAGAUUAUUUUUAACCAGCUCUUAUACGAAAUGUGCCUUCUCUUCUCUGGCUUGGAUUAUCCCCUCUCCUCUUGUUAAAUCUCUUUUUUUUGAAUGUUGCACAAGGGCAGUUUCUAAGGGAUCUUGAUACAAACUGUGAACUGGUGGCAUAAACCAGCCUUGAUUUAACGGUGCAGCGAGGUCUGCCUUCCUUGCUACAUUAUGGAAGAAAGGCCUCUAAGGUCAUUUAACCUUGGUGUCUUUUGAUGGCACCCAACUGGAAGAGCUGUCGUCCUUAUGGAUGAAGAUGAUAGAUGUUGGUAAGAUUUUCUGGACACCUGCCAUCCUUGAACAGCAAAAGAAUCCGCUAUAGGAAUUGGGACUAUUUAUAGGAGAAAUUCUGCCGGGGGGGGGGGGGAUGGAAAUAUUUAUAGCUGAAAACAUGAAAAAGAAAUACCUUAAAAAGUUGAAGGGAGGGUUAGAUGGAUCGAGCUAGAGCAAGUCGCUCAGUUUGAUUGGGCUCAUUGACAACAACCAGGGAGAUAAUCAGUCACUGUCCUGGCUCAGUGUGGUGCAAAAGCUCGUCUCCUCCUGUCCUAUUUAAGAAUGAAAUUAUAUUUUUAAUUGGAUAUUAUAUACUCUAACAGUCCAUUAUUAUGGAUCCUCACCGUGGUGCACUCUCAGCUUGUCCCAAUGUAAUUAUUUUUGGAGGGGAAAAAAAGCAUAACAAAUAAAUGCACAUUAUACAUC
Molecule: messenger RNA, 5365 nt
Organism: Gavialis gangeticus (Gharial)
Lineage: Eukaryota; Metazoa; Chordata; Crocodylia; Gavialidae
Gene: SLC38A12
Product: transmembrane protein 104
Exons: 10
Coding region: 106-1602 (498 amino acids)
Source: RefSeq, a predicted model, not a curated record